AUGGACUACAUGAACCUGGGCGUCCGCUCGCGGAAAACAGGGCUCACCGUCGACAAGCUGGUGCCCAAAGACGAGUAUUCGAUGGAAAACAUCGAUGACUUUUUUAAAGAGGGGGAUAAGACGGGGCCAGGCCUUGGGCCAGGCCCUGCAUCUACCAGAACCAGGCCUGGGCAUGGCCCAGGGCAAGCCCUGGACCCUAGAACAACCUCUGGCCCCGGCCAGGGCCCAGGGCAAAGCUCUUUUGAUGCGUUCAAGAUCCCAUCAACAGUGCCAGAACCAGGCACUUCCCCAGCCCCAGGCACUCCAGAGAACCAGACCUCCGACCAAUGGUUCCCAGAUGUGAAUGAGAUGCCUGAGGUGCCCCAUGACUCCCCAGGGACCCCUGGCAGCCCUGGGACCCCUCAAAAACGUUUCAUUCGCGAACAAGAUGUUGACUCCUAUGACUCCCCCGAUAGUGACCCCUCCAUCAGGCUCACGCCCGAGCAGGACUACAGAGACGUGCCAGACCUCGUGGACGACGGCGAAACCACCCGCGACACCUCGCUCUCCGAAGAACACGUCCUGCUCGAAGACGAACUCGACGACGAUUUCAGACCGGAAACUGACAUCGACACAGAAUACCGGGACGGUUCUACAGAUGGCUCUACAGAUGAUACUUCAGAUGAUACUUCAGAUGACGACUCUGACCACCCUGAAGAUAGUGACUCUGACCACCCUGAAGAUAGUGACUCUGACUCCUCCCUCAUCCAAGCGCAAGCAAAAGAACUCUUGCAAAACGAAAAGCCCACGGCCUCGGCCACAGGCGGCGUCCGAAGGUCCACCAGAAUCAGAGUGGCCCCGCUAGAGUUCUGGAGAAACGAAAAAGUCGUCUACAAGCGCAGCUCCAACAAGCCAGUGCUCGAAAUCGACAAGAUUAUCACCUACGACCACGACCAGGACGAAGAAGAAGAACAGUUUCUCAAAAAUAAUAAGCGUUCCAAGACCCAGGCCCAGGGCCAGGCCCAGGCCCAAGCCAAGACCAAAUCAAGACCAUACAACUACAUACCCUCAGGCAGACCAAGAGGACGGCCCAGAAAGAAUAAGCCCCCGGAACAAGAAGAAGGAGAAAAAUCUGGCAACGCCCGUAUACUACAAGAAAUAAAAAACGGAACCUACCCGAACGCCCAAUGGCUCCAGCACGGCGUCUACCAAUCCACCGUUAACGUCUCAGCAGACGAGAAAAAGGACCAAGACAUACUCGCGUUCGCCCCAGGUCUCGCCCAAGCGGAACAGGUCACCUCUUCAAACAACGAUAAGUUCACGCUUGCCAUCUUGUUCGACAAACACAAAGAACGGUUCGCUAGCGGGAUCUUGAAAAUCCCCGUAGACGGGGCCAAAACUCUCGCUAACGCCCAUAACGCAUUCAUCAACUUCUACGUCAUCCAAGGUAUAGUCGAGGUCACUGUCGAAAACAAAAAGUUCAUAUGUACCAAGGGCUCCUCGUUCCAAAUCCCAGCUUUCAACAACUAUGGUUUCACCAACAAGGGCAUGGAUAACGCUGAUCUAUAUUUCGUGCAGGUAACGGUGCCAGAAACCUUCGACGGGUCGCAAGAACCAGGAUCAGAAGCAGACGACACGUCAGAUAAGUCCUCCAGCAACAUGAGUCUAACAACGACCUAG
Molecule: messenger RNA, 1659 nt
Organism: Kluyveromyces marxianus DMKU3-1042
Lineage: Eukaryota; Fungi; Ascomycota; Saccharomycetes; Saccharomycetales; Saccharomycetaceae
Gene: MIF2
Product: Mif2p
Exons: 1
Coding region: 1-1659 (552 amino acids)
Biological process (GO): kinetochore assembly; spindle attachment to meiosis I kinetochore; attachment of mitotic spindle microtubules to kinetochore
Cellular component (GO): kinetochore
Molecular function (GO): centromeric DNA binding
Source: RefSeq, a predicted model, not a curated record